Molecule: messenger RNA, 1986 nt
Organism: Pleuronectes platessa (European plaice)
Lineage: Eukaryota; Metazoa; Chordata; Actinopteri; Pleuronectiformes; Pleuronectidae
Gene: b4galt3
Product: UDP-Gal:betaGlcNAc beta 1,4- galactosyltransferase, polypeptide 3
Exons: 9
Coding region: 680-1972 (430 amino acids)
Biological process (GO): carbohydrate metabolic process; galactosylceramide biosynthetic process
Molecular function (GO): glycosyltransferase activity
Source: RefSeq, a predicted model, not a curated record
GUGUUGUUGUGACACCGGACGGAUAUGCGGCGAUGCUCUUGCGUGUGAACGCGUCUGCGGCGCUCUCUAAGCAGCUACGGGGAGAUCUCGCCUCGGAAGAGAGAUUAGGACUCGGUGGAGAAGGGGGAGGAGGAGUAGCGAGCAGCAUCAGGGGGAGAACAAAAAAACAAAACACGGCAUCUGUUGGUCCGUCGCGUCCGCUCGUUGGUGGCGGCGGCCCGGCGAGUCUCUGAGGAAGCCGGGGGCUGGAUUUGAGCCUCGCAGGAAUGUGCUGUUUCCUGUGUGAUGAGAUCCUGCAGCAUGCAUCCAUCCAGUCCAGGCUCACCAGCCUUGCAGAUAUAGGAGAAAGCUGGACGAUGAAAGGAGGAAGAGGAGGAGAGAGAUGGAGUGAGCCCUCAACGGUGCAGAACUGUUUUUAAUCAGGGACAUCUAUGGUCAGGAGGUGAUGGCAGCGCUGACUGAGCUUCACCACUAUGUUACCCCUUCCCACUGAUGGACACCCGCCACCUGCACGCCUGAGCCUGCACCCAGCACUGACUCCCCCCCCCUCUCCUUCUGCCUCUCCUCACUCAUUUCCUACCCCUCCCUCCAGCCACCACUUGCUUUCCCCCCUCCAUCAUUCCUCCAUCCAAUUUCCCCCAUCCGGAUUUUUGCUGUACCUUUGCGAUCCUACUCUAUUAUGGCGUACUGCGGCCGCUCUCUGGACUCCCCAUGCACGCUGGCCCUGCUGGUGGGCUUCCAGUUUGCCUUUGUCCUCUACUUCUCCCUCGGGGGCUUCCGGGGCCUGGUAUCCGUCCUGGUGCACACCACCGAGCCGGAGUUUGAUUACUCCCGACCUCACGACGUCUACACCAACCUCAGUCAUCUGGGAGCGCCGCCUCCCCCGCCUCGCAACACGGGCACUGGACCCCCUGUCACAGGGCCGCCGCUGAGAGACUGCCAGAUCCCCUCCCCACUGCUGGUCGGACCCGUGUCUGUCCUUCUUUCCUCUCCUCUGUCUCUGGAGGAGAUCCGGCAGAGGAAUCCCUUGGUGUUGCCAGGCGGACACUACCAUCCUCCAGACUGUGAACCCCGCCAUCACACAGCGAUAGUGGUGCCGUACCGGAACCGGCAGACCCACCUCCGCGCGCUGCUCUACCACCUCCACCCCUUCCUGCAGAGGCAACAGAUCCACUACAGCAUCUAUAUAGUGCAGCAGUGGGGGAACGGGACCUUCAACCGAGCCAAGCUGCUGAACGUGGGGGUGCGGGAGGCCCUCAGAGAUGAAGACUGGAGCUGCAUCUUCCUGCACGACGUCGACCUGCUGCCCGAGAACGACCACAACACCUACACCUGCCACAAACAGUUCCCCACACACCUGUCUGUGGCCAUGGACAAGUUCAGAUACAGGCUGCCGUACCCGCAGUAUUUCGGUGGCGUGUCUGCAGUGACCCCAGACCAGUACAUGAAGAUGAAUGGUUUCCCCAACCUGUACUGGGGCUGGGGUGGAGAGGAUGAUGACAUCGCUGCCAGAGUGCGUCUCUCUGGCAUGAAGAUUGUGCGUCCCCCAGUGGCCAUUGGUCAUUACAAGAUGAUCAAGCACAAAGGAGACAGAGGCAACGAGCAGAAUCCACGCAGGUUUGACCUCCUGAAAAGGACCAGACUGAACUGGCGCUCCGACGGCCUCAACUCUCUGGCCUACGAGCUCCUUUCCAGAGAGCUGGAGCCUCUCUACACCAACCUCACUGUCAACAUUGGAGAAGACCCCCGCCUGCCGCAGGGGAAGGUACCUGUCCCCGUUAAGGCAACGACCCCCGUCCACCAACGUAGCACCAGCAAGAACGAGGGCACAGCCAAGAAGGUGGAGAACAGGCCACAGGGCAAAGGCUCCGUGGUGGAACAUAUGACCAAGGUAUUGGGUGAAAAGACAAAACCUGCGCUGUCAAAUGCUGCAAAUCAAACAACACACAAGGAGACUGGUGCGAUGACAUAGGAAGGGGGGGGGGG